CGUGAGCCUCAUGUGACAGAGGUAGGUCAGGCAGAGUCAGAGGGUUUAUUUAACUCGUCGCUCGGUCCUCCCCCACUUUCCCAAACGCCACCAACAGGACCACGGCGUUGAACAUCGCUGGGACUAACUUCAAACUAUUUCCACACGCAAAACAAUAAGAUUCACACCAAUACGACUAUUUGCCUUAUUUGAAUACUGCGGAAUUAAAUCAAAUCGAAAACCUUUCUUGUGGCAUUGCAUUUAACUAACUGCUUUUUUUUCUUCAACUUUUUUCAUCACGCGUAAAUAAAUGCGUUUUUAUUUGUAACUUUUAUUGGAGAAGUACGGUGGUAAAAAAUACUCUGUGAUUGGAGUGAAAAGAAUGGAGCGAAUCCCAAGCGCGCAACCACCUCCCCUGUCCAAACACCAGGCUGAUCUGUCGGACGUGCAGGGGAUGGAUUUCCCGAUGUAUGUUUAUAAACCCAGACGAGGAAUGAAGAGAGGAGAGGAGAGCAAGGAAACCUACAAGCUGCCUCACAGACUUAUUGAGAAGAAAAGGCGUGACCGGAUAAACGAGUGUAUCGCUCAGUUGAAAGAUUUAUUACCAGAGCACCUGAAACUCACGACUCUGGGCCAUCUGGAGAAGGCUGUGGUUUUAGAGCUUACACUCAAGCACGUGAAAGCCCUCACCUCUCUUCUGGAGCAGCAGCAGCAGAAGAUCCUCGCUCUGCAGAACGGCAUGCAAAUUGAUCAGCCUGCUGUCAACCAGGAGAAGUCAGAGGAGAUGUUUCGCUCUGGCUUCCACAUUUGUGCCAAGGAGAUGCUUCAGUAUCUUGGCAAUCAUGAAACUAAUGGAGAUUUCACACCAUCCCAUAUGAUCAAUCACCUUCACAAGUUAGCCGCAGAGGUGCUGCAAAGUCCGGUCCGACCCCGCACUCCUCUUAGCCCUCAAGCUGAAGAAAUCCCUGCCUACCACCAGCACCAACCUCACAAGGAGAAGCCCACCAGCUUACCCCCUAAACCCAGCGAGGGCUACGGGAGGAACUGUGUACCCGUCAUCCAGCGUGCGCACGCUCCGACGAGCAGUGAGCAGAGUGGCAGUGAUACGGAUACAGACAGCGGCUAUGGGGGAGAGCUGGAGAAGACUGAAUCUGGGGCGCAACAGGGACGUCCAGAUUACUACAGUCAGGAGAGCCAUCUGAAGCGAGCGCUCGCCGAAAGACAGAGCUCCGGCAUCAAACAGGAGGAAGACGAGCCGCGCCACAAACCCCGGGUGGAGUCGUCAGAGGACGAGCUGCUCUCAGGUGGAGAAUCAUCAACAUCGUCGUCCUCAUGCGGUUACGCCAGUUACAUGAGCGUGUCCCCCAACCAUCCAACUCCUCCACACCCCCUCUGCAUGCCUUUCUACCUCAUUCCACCCUCUGCUGCGGCCUACCUGCCGAUGCUGGAGAAAUGCUGGUACCCCGGGGCUGUGCCCAUGCUCUAUCCUGGCAUGGGAGGCUCUGCACCCACCAUGUCCAGCGAAAGACUGCCUGCACCUCAGCUGGUGUUGUCUCCCAGGGGAGGCUCUCCGGCCCCAGUCAUAUCUCAGACCCCCAUGGACUCCCCUGCCCUCCUUCAAGCAUUAAAGCAGGUACCACCCCUCAACCAGGAAACCAAAGACUGAGAGAGCAGGGGCGAAGAGGUGAUCCCGAUCUAGUACCCAGGAGUAGAGACAGUAGUAGAAAUGAAAACAUGACCCAUCCUCAUUCCCGUUCUCUGUCCUUUAGCCGGGAGGUCAAACAGCAAACUGGAGGACUUGUAGAAAUGAUCAAGAGGAGAUGGAGAAGAGGGCAACAUCCGUCCACACUCUGAGGAUGCAAAUCUCUGGCUGAAUGUUAAAUGCUCAGUGGUAUUACUCAGUGCAAAUGUAUAAUACAAACCGGACCUGCCCUGCAUACACACCAACACAUACACCUGGUUGAAUGUAAAGAAAGAAACAUUUUAGAUGCUGCUCUUAAUGUUUAAAACGCAGAUGACACUGAUGCGUCUUGUAGCUGCAAUAGAGACACGCCAUCUUUGUACUUUAGAAAGUGUUGCACCAAAUGUUAGAGGUAAUUUUUUCAUCCAAAGUUUGUUGCCUACGUCCUUUAGAUCCCCAUUACGCUCAUCACUGAGGAUGCCCUUCGAACCAGACACUAUGCUGACUGGCACCAUAAGAUACAAGGGUUUCCUCAAGUGUGUACAGACAACAGUAAAGGUACACCCAAUGCACGGAUGAAGGAAUGGGCCACCACAUGACCACACUGAAUGAGAAGUCUUGUUUUUCAUUGAUAAACAGACAGUUCAGAUGGAUUUCCUGUAAUUAUUGUUCAUAGCCUUCUUGUACAUUUCUAUUUUUGAUACCUGUUCUCACACUCUGUCCAUGCGGAGCGAUAGAAGCUGCGCAGAGUGCGGACAAUUGUACGUUGUGUACUCAGAAAACUGUGUGCAUACUGUAGCACUGUGCUGGACCUGGUCUGCAUACUAGACAUCUGUUUCUGCUCAAGUCAAACCUGGUGUUUGUUCUUGCUGUUGCCUUUUACUUGUGAAAAGCUGAUAAAUCUCAGAUGUUUAUUCUCUGUACUACGUAUGAAUACUGGAGUCAAAGGAGGGAGGAGGAGAGAAGUUGAAUGUAAAAGUUUUACCAGAAGACUAGUUUUCUACAGAAAGAGGUACUUGAGAUUUUAUAUUUUGGGACCUACAUGAAAGAUGUUUGAUGUACAUAUUUUGUCUAUAAAUGUUGGUAUACAUUAUAUAAGUGUAUUAAUAAAGUAUUUUUUCCCGUG
This is a messenger RNA of Anoplopoma fimbria (sablefish), 2786 nucleotides long. Its product is annotated as class E basic helix-loop-helix protein 40-like. The record is from RefSeq and is a predicted model, not a curated record. Gene Ontology annotation, biological process: regulation of neurogenesis; anterior/posterior pattern specification; regulation of transcription by RNA polymerase II. Gene Ontology annotation, molecular function: protein dimerization activity; DNA-binding transcription factor activity, RNA polymerase II-specific; RNA polymerase II cis-regulatory region sequence-specific DNA binding. Gene Ontology annotation, cellular component: nucleus. Lineage: Eukaryota; Metazoa; Chordata; Actinopteri; Perciformes; Anoplopomatidae.